CCCUACAACGCUCUUUGCCUCUUCCUCUUCCCUCUCCCUCCACAUCCUGCACAUCUUCCCCCCUCUUGCCUCCGCGGAUGCCUCAGCCUCGCUCAGCCCCGCAACACAGCAUCCCGGCCAAUGGUCGUUGCAUCCACGGCAACUGUGGACGCAGCGAGAAGGCGCAGCGCUCCUUUCUGAUCUGAUCUGAUCCGAGCUCACUGCGGAUUGACUUGUGAAGCGGGGAGCACCGGGGACACUAGGGGACCGAGGAGAAGCCCGAGAGGGGCCACGAUCUCAUUUCGCAAUGCCGGUGCCAGACCAGCCAGCGGAUCAGGAGAAGGGAGCCAUGGUUCCCCCUGUGAUGCCAGCAUCCAAUGGAGACAGAUCUGAAACAGAGACAACCUCCUCCAUCCUUGCUUCUGUCAAAGAACAGGAGCUUCAAUUUGAACGUCUAACAAGAGAACUUGAAGCCGAGCGUCAAAUUGUUGCCACCCAGUUGGAGAGAUGCAAGCUGGGAUCAGAGGCAGGCAGCAUGAGCAGUAUCAGUUCAACGGAUGAGCAAUUCCGCUGGAACUCUCAAGGCAUCAUUCAACAUGCAGAUGGACAAAAGGAUAUUGAGGAUGAGUUAACCACAGGCUUGGAGCUGGUUGAUUCCUGCAUUCGCUCCCUUCAGGAAUCAGGAAUACUUGAUAGUGGAGAACGACCGGCUCUUCUUUCCCAGAGUUCCUUGCAGCUCAACUCCACCCCGGAGGCUUCGCUUCAGUACUCUGCCAGCUACCAUAGCAACCAGACCCUCGCCCUUAGCGACAGCAUCUCUGCAGCAGCUCCUCAGCGCAGCGGGCAGGUCGGAGGAGCGGUGCACAGCUACAAUCAGGUGACAUCUAAUCGUGCAGCCCAGCAGCAACAAUCACACACUGGGGCAGGGUCAGGUUUUUACUACUCCAGCUCCACCUUACCUGCCCAGCGAGUCAGUUCUCCUCUGUCUGCCGGAGGAGGUUCAGGGUCCGGCUCCCCCAGCAAGCAUCAACGCCUGGGAUCAGCCUCCGACACAGCAGGAUACUCUACCACUCAACGAUUGCCUUCCUCUUCCUCUCCCAGCAAACAGUCUCCCUCUAAUCGACUGGCCAAGUCAUACAGCACUACAGUUGCUGUGACAGCAGCAGGUGGGGGCGGGUCUCCCCAUCGGGUGACAUCUCCACCAAACUCUGCAGCAUCAGGAGGAGGGGCCAGUUCAUCAUCGUCCCCUCUUCACCAGAUGAGUUCAGGCAUAGGGAGCUAUGCUACUCUGUCUCCCAAACGGCUGGCAGCUCACCACGCCUCUGACCAGUACAAGAUCUCCCACGAGCUCUACGCUACCGCUACACUGCAGAGACCUGGAAGUCUGGCAGGCUCUCGUGGUUCCUACAGCAGUCAGCACAAUCAGGAGCCCCUCCGACCCUUGGGGUCCCCAGAACAUCACAUAGAUCCCAUCUAUGAGGAACGUGUCUAUCACAACAAGGGCCCCAUGAGGAGCCUGAGUCAGAGCCAGGGACCAGACACCGGCCCCUACCGAAACAACACUGACCUGAUCAUGCGUGUCCAUAACAAGGUCCAUGACCUAAGUUAUGUCCUCUGUCCCUACUUUCCUACCAUAGCACCCUCCUCCCCUGGUGUCGACUCCGCCCCUUUGCAGCGCACAGGAAGCCAUGGCACGGGGACGGGAAGCUACAACCGUGGAGGAACCAACAACUAUGCCACAGUUGGGCCAGGAUACACCUCAAGUGGAGGUGUUGGAAGCGGCGAUGUGUAUGGAUCGGAUCCGUAUGUGGCCGACCCCUACCGCACACUGCAGUACUGCCCUUCGGUGGUGGAGUCUCCCUACAGCAAGUCUGGACCAGCCCUGCCCCCUGAAGGCAGCCUGCAGCGAUCCCCUUCCAUCGACUCCAUUCAGAAGGACCCUAGAGAGUUUGGGUGGAGAGAUCCGGAGCUGCCAGAGGUGAUUCAGAUGUUGCAGCACCAGUUCCCGUCUGUGCAGUCCAACGCUGCAGCCUACCUACAACAUCUCUGUUUUGGAGACAACAAGAUCAAAGCUGAGAUACGUAAACAGGGAGGCAUCCAGCUGUUGGUUGAUCUACUGGACCACAGGAUGAGUGAGGUUCACCGCAGCGCCUGUGGGGCCUUGAGGAACCUGGUUUACGGCAAGGCCAACGACGAGAACAAAGUGACUCUGAAGAACUGCGGGGGGAUUCCUGCCUUGGUCCGUCUGCUGAGGAAAACUGGAGAUGUGGAAGUAAAAGAACUUGUUACAGGUGUGCUGUGGAACCUGUCAUCAUGUGAUGCACUGAAGAUGCCAAUCAUCCAAGAUGCUCUGGCAGUUCUGACUAAUAGCGUCAUCAUACCCCACUCCAGCUGGGACUCCUCCCCCAAUAACCAUGAAGACCGCAAGCUCCACCUUCACACCUCUCAGGUGCUGCGCAACGCUACAGGCUGUCUCAGGAAUGUAAGUUCAGCAGGUGAGGAGGCGAGACGGAGGAUGAGGGAGUGUGACGGCCUGACAGAUGCUCUGCUCUACGUUAUCCAGACCUCUCUGGGAGGCAGUGAGAUCGACAGCAAGACUGUAGAGAACUGUGUUUGUAUUCUGAGGAACCUGUCAUACCGCCUGGCUGCUGAGACCUCCCAUGGCCAGCAAGGGGGCUUGGAAGAGUUGGACGGCCUGCUUUGUGAUGCCAACGGCCACGAGAGCGAGAGCUCCGGCUGCUGGGGCAAGAAGAAGAAGAAAAAGAAGGGAGCUGAGCAGUGGGAUGGCGUGGGCCCUUUUCCAGACACGCCGGAGCCCCCCAAGGGGGUUCAGAUGCUGUGGCACCCCACCAUUGUCAAGCCUUACCUCACGCUGCUUUCUGAAUGCUCAAAUUCUGACACCCUGGAGGGCGCGGCCGGGGCUCUGCAGAACCUGGCUGCAGGCAGCUGGAAGUGGUCGGUGUACAUUCGGGCUGCUGUGCGUAAAGAGAAAGGCCUUCCUAUCCUGGUGGAGUUGUUGAGGAUAGACAACGACAAAGUGGUGUGUGCUGUGGCCACUGCUCUCAGAAACAUGGCCCUGGACAUCAGGAACAAGGAGCUUAUUGGUAAAUACGCCAUGAGAGAUUUGAUCCAUCGGUUACCCGGCAUCAGUACCAGCACUAACAAUAAUGCCACCAGCAUCGGGACCUCUGGAACAACAGGCCCUCCCAGCAAGACCAUGUCAGACGACACAGUAACUGCCAUCUGCUGCGCACUGCAUGAAGUGAUCACCAAAAAUAUGGAAAACGCAAAAGCCCUACGCGACGCUGGUGGCAUCGAAAAGCUCAUCGGCAUCGCACGCAGCAAAGGAGACAAACACUCAGCAAAGGUGGUAAAGGCAGCUUCUCAAGUCCUCAGCAGUAUGUGGCAAUACAGAGACCUGCGCUCUCUCUACAAGAAGGACGGUUACUCCCAGUAUCACUUUGUGGGCUCUGCCUCAACAAUAGAGAGAGACCGACAGAGGCCCUACUCUUCAUCACGAACUCCCUCCGUCUCUCCCGUCAGGACAUCCCCAAAUAAUCGCUCUGGUGAGCAACCGAGCGCUCCAGCCUCCCCCAGAGACAUGAUGAGUCUGAAGGAACGCAAGAUGGACUAUGAUUCCACGGCAACCAACGCUGGUUUCCAUAGCAACAAAGGAGAGCACACAUCACGGAAAGACAGCAUGGCAGUUCAAGUGUCAUGUGGGACAUCCACGUUGUUCCGAAACUCUUACUUGACUGCCAGCGAUGACAUCAAGCAGAACCAGGCUCCGGCCCAGCCCUGCGUUGUGCCCCCUCAACCCCAGCAGGACAGCCCUUCAGCAGCUGUGCUAAAAGACUACGACCCCUACCCUCCCCCUCCCUCCUUCCCCCAGCCUCAGCCGCCGCAGCCUCCACCUCACAGCCAGAGCCGGAGCUUUGACGACACCUACUACGAGGACCAGGGACCACCGGCUCCCCCGUCCCAGCCCCAGCCGCAGGUCCAGGUGCAGGUCCAGGCCCAACCUCAGGCCCAGCCCCAGCAGAGCUCCGCCGGGCCGCCCAGGGACCCGCGGGAGGACCUACGGAUGCAUCUGGGCCUCAAGUCCACCGGCAACUAUGUAGACUUCUACUCAGCCUCUCGGCCAUACAGCGAACUGAACUACGAGACCAGCCACUACCCGGCCUCGCCCGACUCCUGGGUCUAGUGUGACGCUAAUCAUCGGGUGCAGGGGAGGGUCUGUGUGUGCUUGUGUGAAUGGGAAUAUUUUUGCAGGAGAUUAACAUCAGAUUAACAUGCAGUGACUGUAAGUGGCAUUUUGAAAAGGGAUGUCAUUUACAGUGGCAGGAAAUUUGUGUUCUUCGAAAUAAUCAAAGCAGAACUUAGAUGGAGUUAAAAGUGAAGUCAGGUAGAGAGACUGUGCAUGUGCAUGCAAACAUUUUUUUUUUUCCCCAGACCACUUUAUUUCUUUAUACUAAACUCAGUUUCAUCUAAGUGGACCUGGUGGGAGUCGGUAUGAGGGAGUGUGCGCGAGGAGAUUAUGCAGAUGGCUUGAGUAGACGAAAGAGAUAUGAUCAGGAAAUAAUAUGAGGCUGAGGAGAGAAAGCUGUCAGAGCCAGAAUUACCCUGACCCUCUGUGGUAAACAAAGAAAUGAAGAAAUUAGAGAACAAGAUGGCAUGAGGGCUCUUGAGGAGGUCAGGAAGAGUAAGGCAAGGACAAAGACGAACCAAGCACAAGACAGGAAGCGGAUGUGUACCAUUUCACCAAAGUGACAAACGUAGCAUUGGUUUUAUCCACCUUUUCAUUUUCAUUGCCUUGCCACCUCUUGUGGCACCGAAAAUUUGUUUUUAAGGAAUGUCAUUCUUUUACGUCUUUUGUCUGUACUUUUCUACAUUUUCACUAACAAAAGGCAUUCUUAUUUUUUUGUGUAGAUAAAAGGUGAUACAGUGUGUAUAUUACACAUUUUAGAAGCGGUGCUUAUAAAUCAUCUUUUUUUUUUCAUGACUGACUAUUACUGACUGAAACAACAAACGCUUCAAAAAGAAGUGAAACAUGAACACAAGAAUCAAAAGAGACAGACAUCAUCAGGCUGGAUGUCAGUGGACGAUUGUUUUUUUUUUCCUCCUUUCCCAGCCAGAGAGGACAUCCUGCAGCAUCUGUGAUUUUUCUCUCGCCAUCAAGUGAGUUCUGAAGUGGACAUAAUCAAACGUCAAGAGCAUUUUAAGUCUGCAAGAGCUUCAGAUUGGCAGAGCAGCAUCGUUUCCGAAUCCCUGUCAAGAAAAGUGCUUUUUCACUGCCUAAACAAUGUAUGUGUAUGUUUAAAGCACACUGUCUUUGCGAAGGGUCGUCCUUCAACUUUGGGGAUCUGUUGUGUUUUUUUCCAGUGUCAACAUUCAGUGAUUUGUCAUCAUUACUUUUGCAUAAAAACUGGCCUGUUCAACAAAAUCCACCAUGAAUACAUGUCAGUGAGCAGUGGAAAUGCAUUUAAAAAAAAAGAGAAACAUGACAUUGUGCCAACCUUUGACACAUCGAGGACCAGUCAUAGAGGACUCUGAAGGGAAUUUCUGUCAAAGUUUACAGACGAUGACUUGAUGACUCCUUCUGCUGUUUGUAAAUCUUUUUCUUGUGUUUUAAUCAGGUGAAGCCGUACUUGUUGCUGGGGAUUAUGGGUAACUUCUCCCCACAUAGAUGUACAGACCUGCCUCUCUGUGUUGACCGGGCAUGUGUGAGUGUGUGUGUGUGAGUGUGUGUGGACAUUGGUGUGUUUGUGUACAGUAUAUGUGCAUGUAUGCGUGAGAAUGUGUGGCUUGUGCAUAUGUGUGUGUGUGUGUGAGCACACGUAAUCCUGAGUGAGUGUAUCUAUGCAUGCGUGUGUGUAGUGGUGUGUGUGUAUGUGUGUGUAUGUGUGUGUGUGUGUGUGUGCGUGUGCGUGCGUGAGUGUGUGUGUGUGUGUGUUUGUGUGUGUGAGCAUUCCUGUUUAAAUCAAUGUCCAAACAGCAUUCCUCCUGACAGUUUGUCUGGUUUUACAACAAAAAUUUAAAAAAAAUCAAGGUAAAAAUCACUAGAAUCAAUUGUUGAUAUAUAAUGACAAAUCUAUAAAUAUAUGAAUAUAAAUAUAUUAUUAUACAUAUGUAUAUAUAUAAAUAUAUCAAAUUUUUAUGUGCUGAUGUCAGUGUCACUUAAUGCAACUAAUGUUCACAGAGGGAAAAAAAAAGUUAUUAUGUGGUGUACAACAAAACUCUUGAUCCAAACAUUCAAACUGCUGAUUGGGAUCCAGUACCCCCCCCCCCCCCAACCCCAACCCAAACAAAGCAGAUGUCCCACCUGAAAAAGCUCAGGCUCCGGUGCGAGUUGUGUGUAAUUGUGUGUCCAUGCUUCUUAGAUGACCCUGCUGAGAGAGGACCGUACUUGAACACA
Cololabis saira (Pacific saury) is the source of this 6394-nucleotide messenger RNA. RefSeq names its product catenin (cadherin-associated protein), delta 2a (gene ctnnd2a). Gene Ontology annotation, cellular component: postsynaptic density; nucleus; cytoplasm. Lineage: Eukaryota; Metazoa; Chordata; Actinopteri; Beloniformes; Belonidae. The transcript is spliced from 25 exons. The record is from RefSeq and is a predicted model, not a curated record. Gene Ontology annotation, molecular function: cadherin binding. Gene Ontology annotation, biological process: dendritic spine morphogenesis; cell-cell adhesion; cell-cell junction assembly. Bases 287 to 4183 code for a protein of 1298 amino acids.